Messenger RNA from Meira miltonrushii, 3933 nucleotides. RefSeq names its product subtilisin-like protein. Gene Ontology annotation, molecular function: tripeptidyl-peptidase activity; serine-type endopeptidase activity. The transcript has a single exon. Bases 1 to 3933 code for a protein of 1310 amino acids. Gene Ontology annotation, cellular component: cytosol. NCBI's taxonomy places the organism in Eukaryota, Fungi, Basidiomycota, Exobasidiomycetes, Exobasidiales, Brachybasidiaceae. Gene Ontology annotation, biological process: proteolysis. The record is from RefSeq and is a predicted model, not a curated record.
AUGCCAGCAAUGUCUGCAAAUCAAAACCCCGGCGUUCCUGCUUUCCCAACUAGUGGCUUAUUACCCAAAGAGACCACUCAAGCAUUACAAUUUAUCAAAAAGUACCCCGAAUAUGACGGUCGCGGAGUUCGAGUUGCAAUCUUGGACACUGGUGUCGAUGUUGCAGCAAUCGGUCUUGAUCAAAAAGGUAAGAUUGUAGACGCAAUCGAUUGUACGGGAUCAGGUGAUAUUCAAUUGGUAGAAGUCAAGCCUUUGGACGCUAAAGUAGAUGAUGCAACCAUCAGCCUGAAAUCUCCUUUGACAGGCAGAACCCUUUUGAUCUCAACACAAAAUCAAAAUCCAACUGGUCAAUGGUGGGCAGGUACUCAGGCAGCUUACAAGCUAUGGCCAAACGAUUUGAUCGCUCGUCGCAAAGCAGAACGCAAGAAGGAAUUUGAUGUUGAACAUGGCAAGAUCUUCGACUCUGUUCAACAUAAGUUCUAUGAACUUGAACAUCAAUCAAAACCUGCCGCAGAUGCCACUGAGAAGGACAAAAAGGUGGAAGAGACGCCAAAGAAUGGAGCAAUCACCAAGCAGAAAGAAGAACUCAAAGCUCAAUUAGCCGCAUUGAAAGAUCUUCAACAAAAUUACGCCGAUAAUGGACCGAUUAUCGAGGUUGUCGUUUUCCACGACGGCAAACAUUAUCGCACAAUCGUUGGUGGAGCAGAAGGUGAUGUGCAUGACCCAACAAAAGGUCUCCCAAACGCUCAGCUUACACCAUUAAAAGAAUCAACACUUGAUCUUCGUAAAAAUAACGCCAUCACAGAUUUCCGCUUCAAAGGACAACAUGGCCAAUUCGGUGAAGUCGAUAUGCUCACAUACAGCACAAACGUUCUCACUGAUGAUGUGGAUGUCGAACAAGCUGUUACUGCACCCAAGGGAAAGCCAAUUGCUCUUUCAUUGGUCGUCAAUUCUGGCAGUCAUGCAACACACGUAGCAGGUAUCGUUGGAGCGCACAGACGUGAUGAUGAAGUGCAAAAUGGUGUUGCACCUGGCUGUGAGAUCGUCACACUUAAAAUUGGUGAUACACGGUUGGGAAGUAUGGAGACACAACAAGCUCUUCUUCGUGCAGCUCAAGCCUUGGUAGUGACAAAGUGCGAUAUUGCCAAUAUGAGCUUUGGUGAAAGCGGUGGCUUUGGCGUGGAAGAUCGUGGUGCAUUUGCUGAAUUGUUGAGAGAUCAUGUUAUUCGUAGACGUGAUAUUCUCUUCAUUUCCAGUGCGGGUAAUAAUGGUCCUGCUUUGACUACCGUUGGAAUGCCAGGAGGAACAACGAGUGCAAUCUUGAGUAUUGGUGCUUAUGUAGACGCAGGAGCAAUGCAACAGGCUGAAUAUGCAUUAGUGGAACGCAAUGUACCUUCUUCUGCCACUACUUGGUCAAGCAGAGGUCCAACAACUGACGGCGAAAAAGGUGUGGAUAUCUAUGCGCCUGGUGCUGCAAUCACAUGCAUUCCACGUUAUUGUUUGCAAGCAACCAUGAUGGCCAAUGGUACUUCUAUGUCCAGUCCAAAUGCUUGUGGAUCGAUUGCCUUGCUUUUGUCAGGUAUGAAGAAGGAAAAGAUCCCAAUCACUGCAGCUCGCGUAUACAAAGCUGUUCGUGCAACAGCGAAAGAUGUCAAUGAUGAUUUGGGAAUCCCAUUCAUUCAAGUUGACAAAGCAUGGGAUUACAUCGUUGCACAUAAAGAUCUUCCCGAUCAAGAUGCUGAGUUCCUCAUUGCAGUCACGGGAGCAGGAAAGCCAGUAGGACGUCGUUCGACUGAUAAGCGUGGUAUCUAUCUGCGCGAUGCACCCCAAACAAAUCGUGUGAACCAGUUCACUGUUACUGUCAAGCCAACUUUCCGCGAUUUCGGAGAAGGUGAGCAAGCAUACAACCUACAAUUGCCUGUUUCCUUAGUGCCAACCGAAAGCUGGGUUCAAGCUCCCGAAUUUGUGUUCUUGGGAGGAAAUGGCAGAUCCUUUGAAGUUCGUGUUGAUACAACAAAGCUUGAACCUGGAUUGCAUACAGCCAACAUUCGAGGUUAUGAUUCAGAGAAGCCAGGAAGACAUCUGUUCGACGUUCCAGUUACGGUGACCAAAGCGAUCCCAAGUUCUGGACCUAGCGUGCAAAUUCACAAGGUGAAAUUAUCAAAAGGCAAGGUUGACAGACAUUUCAUCACUGUUCCCGAAGGUGCUACUUGGGCAGAAUUGAAAUUGAGAUCUGCGAAUCAUGAAGUGCCAGGUACGUCUGUCCGUUUAUGGGUCCAUGCGGUUCAAUUGGAAUUGCAAAGACGUUUGCCAGAUGUAGAAAGUGCAUCGGUUAUGGCCUUGCACGAAAACGAAACCAUCAGCAAGAAAUUCAAGGUAAAAGGAGGUCAAACCAUGGAGGUUUGCUUGGCACAAUUCUUCACUAAUGCUUCUGCGUUUGAUCUGGAUGUUGAUGUUGAAUUCCAUGGCAUCACCGUAUCGAGAUUGGUUGGAGGUCGUGACGAGCUUACAAUCAUCGGCGGAGAAGGUAUUGCACGCCUGGAAUGCCGAUCUGAUCUGCGUGUCGAGACUUUCAAGCCAUCCAUCUCGUUCGAUCGUCGUCGUACAUUUGUUCGUCCAGCUUCUUCUUUCGUUCGCCCUCUUGCUUCAGCACGCGAUCUGGUCCCAUCUGGUAAGAGAAUGCACGAGAUGCAAGCCACGUACAAUUUUGAGUUGAAAGAGGAUCGAAACACAGUCACCCUAUCUUUGCCAUUGAGCAAGCAUCUUUAUGAUUCUGACGUUCCGAUGCUAUCGCAAUUGUAUGAUGUCAACAAGAAACGGGUAAAUUUCGGAGAUGUUUACCCGAAAGCGUUGGAUAAAUUGGAGAAGGGCUCAUAUACGUUCAAAGUGCAGCUCUUGCAUGUAGAGCCAACCGUUUUGGAAAGUUUGCGUAACAUGACGUUAUCGGUUGACCAGAAAUUGAGCAAGCCCGUAGAAAGCGUUGACAUGUAUGAAGAUCAUGUUGAGCAAUUUGGCCCGACGAAGCCAACUGUAAAGGAUGCCUCGAUCAAAUUAUUGCCAGGCGAGAGCAAGAUCUUGGUGAUUGAUACCAAUUUGGAAUCUGAAAAGCUCCCGAAAGAAGCUGCACCGGGUGAUCUUUUGCUCGGAACGAUUAGCUUCUGUGCUCCCAAUGAUAAAUCGCCUUUGCGCUAUCUCGUCCCUCCACCGGUCCGCAAACCAACGGAAGAUGAGGGCGAACCGGCAGCCGAAGAGGAUGGACCGGCGAAGGUGAUUGAAUUGUUGACCGGAUUGGCUGGAAAAGUGCCAGAAUCCGAGAAGAAGACAUUCAUUGACAGAUUGGUGAAAGAACAUCCUCAAGAUUUGGGUGUAUUGGUUGCCAAAUUGGAAUCACUCAAAUCGGAUGAUAAAGCUGAAGCUGCUUCGGUGAUUGAAUCAUCUGAUGCAAUCUUGCAACAUAAGGAUGUGGAUCCUAAUGCUAUCCUUGUGUACAUUGGCUCAAAGAAGCUUCCCGCCACCGAACAGUCAAAAGAGACCAAAGCAGCGAACAAGAAAUUGGACAAAGCCAAAUCAGCUUUGUUGCUUGCAUUGAAUCGUAAAAGUCGAGCAAUUUUAGCUCGUGAUGAAGGCAAAGUGGGGGAUGAAUUCGAAGGAGUGUUUAGCCAAUACCGUCAAUUUGCCGAUACGAGUGAUAAAGAAUUUGCAAAUGUUUACAUUAGCUGGAGUAUGAGUAACGGUCAAUAUGGUCAGGCUUUACAAGCAGCACGUAAAGCCAUCAAAGAAAUUGGAGCGGGAACUUCAUCUACUAUCAAAGAAAAGACAAAAACACAAGAGCUUGAACGGGAACUUUUUGCUAAAUUGGGUUGGAGAUUGUGGUCUGCCGUUGCGGAUCGCAAGCAUGUCCUAGACAAAGCUGAUGAUUAUGAGGGUUUCUGA